Molecule: messenger RNA, 6773 nt
Organism: Grammomys surdaster
Lineage: Eukaryota; Metazoa; Chordata; Mammalia; Rodentia; Muridae
Gene: Pikfyve
Product: phosphoinositide kinase, FYVE-type zinc finger containing
Exons: 43
Coding region: 59-6448 (2129 amino acids)
Biological process (GO): intracellular signal transduction; phosphatidylinositol metabolic process
Molecular function (GO): metal ion binding; 1-phosphatidylinositol-3-phosphate 5-kinase activity; ATP binding
Source: RefSeq, a predicted model, not a curated record
AUCUCCUGCAAAGGCUUCCUCGACACAAUGGAAGUUCUCUUGCCUCUCUGUUUUCCUAAUGUCCGAACUUAUUUCGGAGGUGGACCAUGUCAUCUCUUCCUCUGAGCGGACUCAUGAAAUGGCCACAGAUGACAAGAGCUCCCCAACACUGGACUCUGCUAAUGAUUUGCCUCGCUCUCCCGCCAGUCCAUCUCACCUUACUCACUUUAAACCCUUGACUCCUGACCAGGAUGAGCCCCCCUUCAAGUCAGCAUAUAGUUCUUUUGUAAAUCUUUUUCGUUUUAACAAAGAGAGAGGAGAAGGGGGCCAAGGAGAGCAGCCGUCUCCAAGUUCAGGUUGGUCCAGCCCUCAGAUCCCUUCAAGGACACAGUCUGUGAGGUCGCCUGUACCUUAUAAAAAGCAGCUUAAUGAGGAGCUCCACCGGCGCUCUUCAGUGUUAGCAGAGAACACUUUGCCACAUCCUCAGGAGAGCACAGACUCCAGAAGGAAAGCGGAACCAGCCUGUGGAGGUCAUGACCCACGCACAGCUGUUCAGCUUCGAAGCCUCAGCACAGUAUUGAAACGCCUCAAGGAAAUCAUGGAAGGAAAAAGUCAGGACAGUGACCUGAAGCAAUAUUGGAUGCCAGAUAGCCAGUGUAAAGAGUGCUAUGACUGCAGUGAGAAGUUCACAACCUUUCGGCGCAGACACCAUUGCAGACUGUGUGGGCAGAUUUUCUGCAGUCGUUGUUGUAAUCAAGAAAUCCCUGGAAAAUUUAUGGGCUAUACAGGAGACCUCCGAGCAUGCACAUACUGUAGAAAAAUAGCCUUAAGUUAUGCUCAUUCCACAGACAGUAAUUCCAUUGGGGAAGACUUGAAUGCUCUUUCAGAUUCAACUUGCUCUGUGUCUAUACUUGAUCCAAGCGAACCUCGGACACCUGUUGGGAGUAGAAAAGCCAGUCGUAACAUAUUCUUAGAGGAUGAUUUAGCCUGGCAAAGUUUGAUUCAUCCGGAUUCCUCAAAUAGUGCUCUUUCAUCAAGACUUGUAUCUGUUCAAGAGGAUGCUGGGAAGUCUCCUGCUCGAAACAGAUCAGCCAGCAUUACUAAUCUGUCACUGGAUCGGUCUGGUUCUCCUAUGGUUCCUUCAUAUGAGUCAUCUGUCAGUCCCCAGGCUAACAGAAACUACAUUAGGACAGAGACUACUGAGGAUGAACGCAAAAUUCUUCUGGACAGUGCUCAGUUGAAGGAUCUGUGGAAGAAAAUCUGCCAUCACACCAGUGGGAUGGAAUUUCAGGAUCACCGUUACUGGUUGAGAACACAUCCCAACUGCAUUGUAGGAAAGGAAUUAGUCAAUUGGCUAAUCAGAAAUGGACACAUUGCUACAAGGGCACAAGCUAUAGCAAUUGGACAAGCAAUGGUUGAUGGACGUUGGUUGGAUUGUGUCAGUCAUCAUGACCAGCUUUUCAGGGACGAGUAUGCAUUGUAUAGACCACUGCAGAGUACAGAAUUUUCUGAGACACCUUCUCCAGACAGUGACUCCGUGAACUCUGUGGAAGGACACUCUGAGCCAUCCUGGUUUAAAGACAUAAAAUUUGAUGACAGUGACACAGAACAGAUUGCUGAAGAAGGUGACGAUAAUUUGGCUAAUUCUGCCAGUCCUAGCAAGCGCACUUCAGUCAGCAGUUUCCAGUCCACAGUGGACAGUGACUCAGCCGCUUCUAUCAGCCUGAACGUGGAGCUGGACAACGUGAACUUCCAUAUCAAGAAGCCCUCCAAGUACCCACAUGUGCCCCCUCACCCUGCUGACCAAAAAGAGUAUUUGGUUUCUGACACUGGAGGACAGCAGCUCUCAAUAAGUGAUGCCUUCAUCAAAGAGUCCUUAUUUAAUCGACGAGUAGAGGAAAAAUCUAAAGAGCUGCCUUUCACUCCUUUGGGAUGGCAUCAUAACAACCUGGAACUCUUGCGGGAGGAGAAUGAGGAGAAGCAAGCCAUGGAAAGGCUGCUUUCAGCUAACCAUAACCACAUGAUGGCCCUACUCCAGCAGUUGCUUCAAAAUGAGUCAUUGUCAUCGUCUUGGAGGGACAUCAUUGUGUCACUAGUCUGCCAGGUUGUUCAGACAGUCAGACCUGAUGUCAAGCACCAGGAUGAUGACAUGGAUAUCCGUCAGUUUGUCCAUAUCAAGAAGAUCCCAGGUGGAAAGAAAUUUGAUUCCCUGGUUGUCAAUGGCUUUGUUUGUACCAAGAACAUUGCACAUAAAAAGAUGAAUUCCUGUAUUAAAAACCCCAAAAUCCUUCUGUUGAAGUGUUCUAUUGAGUAUCUCUACAGAGAGGAGACAAAGUUUACUUGCAUUGAUCCUAUCGUGCUUCAGGAAAGGGAAUUCUUGAAGAAUUAUGUUCAACGAAUAGUUGAUGUUCGACCCACAUUGGUUCUCGUUGAGAAAACAGUGUCUCGGAUUGCUCAGGACAUGUUACUGGAACAUGGCAUUACUCUGGUCAUUAAUGUAAAGUCUCAAGUUUUAGAAAGAAUCAGUCGAAUGACCCAAGGUGAUUUAGUGGUGUCCAUGGACCAGCUUCUCACCAAACCCCACCUGGGCACUUGCCACAAAUUUUAUAUGCAGAUAUUUCAGCUGCCUAAUGAACAAACCAAAACACUGAUGUUUUUUGAAGGCUGUCCACAGCACCUAGGCUGCACAAUCAAGCUCAGAGGAGGCUCUGAUUAUGAGCUGGCCAGAGUUAAGGAGAUCCUAAUAUUUAUGAUCUGUGUAGCUUAUCAUUCUCAGCUAGAAAUCUCUUUUCUCAUGGAUGAAUUUGCUAUGCCUCCAACAUUAAUGCAAAGCCCGCCGUUCCAUUUUCUGACUGAGGGACGAGGGGAAGAGGGAGCUUCUCAGGAGCAGGUCAGUGGCAGCUCCCUUCCCCAGGAUCCAGAGUGCCCUCUUGAUGCCCUGACUUCUGAUGAUAAUACUUUGUUGGAAUCAAGGAUUGUGCUUGAGAAGGGUGAGCUGGACAAUAAAAGUGUUCCACAGGCUGUUGCCUCUUUGAAGCAUCAAGAAUAUACCACCCCGACUUGCCCAGCAGGUAUCCCCUGUGCUCUCUUUGCAUUGGUACCUGAGUCAUUGUUGCCUCUCCAUAUGGAUCAGCAGGAUGCUGUAGGAAAUGAACAGCCAGAGGCAUCACAGCAAACAGAUGAGCAACAGGAUUCCAAAAGCCAAAUGAGAGCUUUUCGAGACCCUCUACAAGAUGACACUGGAAUGUAUGUUACUGAGGAAGUCACUUCCUCUGAAGAUAAACGAAAGACUUACUCCUUGACAUUUAAACAGGAAUUAAAAGACGUGAUCCUCUGUAUCUCUCCAGUUAUUACAUUCCGAGAACCUUUCCUUUUAACUGAAAAGGGGAUGAGGUGUUCAACUCGAGAUUAUUUUCCAGAGCAGAUUUACUGGUCUCCUCUUCUCAACAAAGAGGUGAAGGAAAUGGAGAGCAGGAGGAAGAAACAGCUGCUCAGGGAUCUCUCUGGACUUCAGGGCAUGAAUGGCAGUGUUCAGGCCAAGUCUAUUCAAGUCUUACCCUCACAUGAGCUAGUGAGCACCAGGAUUGCUGAACAUCUGGGUGAUAGCCAGAGCUUAGGUAGAAUGCUAGCUGAUUAUCGAGCUAGAGGAGGAAGAAUUCAGUCAAAACAUUUGGACCCUUUUGUUUAUUCAAAAGAUGUAUCAUGUACUUCAAGUGGCAAAGCAGGAAAUAAAACUGAGAGUGAUGAAGAGAGGGGGUUGAUUCCAAGUGAUGUCUUAUGGCCAACAAAGGUGGACUGUCUGAAUCCUGCUAACCACCAGAGGCUCUGUGUGCUCUUCAGCAGCUCUUCUGCCCAGUCCAGCAAUGCUCCCAGUACCUGUGUCAGUCCUUGGAUUGUAACAAUGGAGUUUUAUGGAAAGAAUGACCUUACACUGGGAAUAUUUUUAGAAAGAUACUGUUUCAGGUCUUCUUACCAAUGUCCUAGCAUGUUCUGUGACACCCCCAUGGUUCAUCACAUUCGUCGCUUUGUUCAUGGCCAAGGCUGUGUACAGAUAAUCCUGAAGGAGCUGGAUUCCCCAGUGCCUGGAUAUCAACAUACAAUUCUCACAUAUUCCUGGUGCAGAAUCUGCAAACAAGUAACACCAGUUGUUGCUCUUUCAAAUGAAUCCUGGUCUAUGUCAUUUGCAAAGUACCUUGAACUUCGAUUUUAUGGCCACCAGUACACACGCAGAGCUAAUGCUGAGCCCUGUGGUCACUCUAUCCACCAUGAUUAUCACCAGUAUUUUUCUUAUAACCAGAUGGUGGCAUCUUUCAGUUAUUCUCCUAUUCGGCUUCUUGAAGUAUGUGUUCCACUCCCAAAAAUAUUCAUUAAGCGUCAAGCCCCACUGAAGGUAUCUCUUCUUCAGGAUCUCAAGGACUUUUUUCAGAAGGUUUCACAGGUGUACCUAGCUGUUGAUGAGAGACUUGCAUCCUUGAAAAUGGAUACAUUUAGCAAAACUAGAGAGGAAAAGAUGGAAGAUAUCUUUGCACAAAAGGAGAUGGAAGAGGGUGAGUUUAAGAACUGGACUGAGAAGAUGCAAGCAAGGCUCAUGUCUUCCUCUGUGGAUACCCCUCAGCAACUGCAGUCCAUUUUUGAGUCACUCAUUGCCAAGAAGCAAAGCCUCUGUGAGGUGCUCCAAGCGUGGAACAGCAGGUUACAGGACCUUUUCCAGCAGGAAAAAGGUAGAAAGAGGCCUUCGGUUCCUCCCAGUCCUGGGAGACUGAGACAAGGUGAAGAAAGCAAGAUAAGUGCAAUGGACACAUCUCCAAGGAAUAUUUCUCCAGGACUUCACAAUGGAGAAAAAGAGGAUCGCUUCUUGACAACCCUGUCCAGCCAGAGCUCUACGAGCUCCACCCAUCUCCAGCUGCCCACUCCUCCUGAGGCCCUGUCGGAGCAGUUAGUGGGAGGGCCCUCUGACCUAGAUACAGCCAGUGGCUCUGAAGAUGUAUUUGAUGGGCAUUUGCUGGGAUCCACAGACAGCCAGGUGAAGGAAAAGUCAACCAUGAAAGCCAUCUUUGCUAAUUUGCUUCCAGGAAAUAGCUAUAAUCCCAUUCCGUUUCCUUUUGAUCCAGAUAAACACUACUUAAUGUAUGAACAUGAACGGGUGCCCAUUGCUGUCUGUGAGAAAGAGCCCAGCUCCAUCAUUGCUUUUGCACUCAGUUGUAAAGAAUACCGAAAUGCCUUAGAGGAAUUGUCCAAAGCAACUCUGUGGAACAGUGCUGAAGAAGGGCUUCCAACCAAUAGUGCUUUAGAUAACAGACCAAAGAGUAGCAGUCCUAUUAGAUUACCUGAAGUCAGUGGAGGACAGACAAACCGUACAGUAGAAGCAGAACCUCAGCCAACCAAAAAAGCUUCAGGAAUGUUGUCCUUCUUCAGAGGAACAGCAGGCAAGAGCCCUGAUCUGUCUUCUCAGAAGAGAGAGACCUUACGUGGGGCAGACAGUGCGUACUACCAGGUUGGGCAAAGUGGCAAGGAGGGGAUGGAGAAUCAAGGCCUGGAGCCUCAAGAUGAAGUAGAUGGAGGAGAUACACAGAAGAAACAACUCACAAACCCUCAUGUGGAACUUCAAUUUUCUGAUGCUAAUGCCAAGUUUUACUGUCGGCUGUACUACGCGGGAGAGUUCCAUAAGAUGCGUGAAGUGAUUCUGGGCAGCAGUGAGGAAGAUUUUAUUCGUUCCCUUUCUCACUCAUCACCCUGGCAGGCCCGGGGAGGCAAGUCAGGGGCUGCUUUCUAUGCCACUGAAGAUGAUAGAUUCAUUCUGAAGCAAAUGCCUCGUCUGGAAGUCCAGUCUUUCCUUGACUUUGCACCACAUUACUUCAGUUAUAUCACAAAUGCUGUCCAACAAAAGAGGCCCACUGCCUUGGCUAAAAUUCUUGGCGUUUACAGAAUUGGGUAUAAGAACUCUCAGAACAACACUGAGAAGAAGUUAGAUCUCCUUGUCAUGGAAAAUCUUUUCUAUGGGAGGAAGAUGGCACAGGUUUUUGAUUUGAAGGGUUCACUUAGGAAUCGAAAUGUAAAAACUGACACUGGGAAAGAGAGCUGUGAUGUGGUUCUGCUGGAUGAAAACCUCCUAAAGAUGGUUCGAGACAACCCUCUAUAUAUUCGUUCCCAUUCCAAAUCUGUGCUGAGAACAUCCAUUCAUAGCGACGCCCAUUUCCUUUCCAGCCACCUAAUUAUAGACUAUUCUUUGCUUGUUGGUCGAGAUGACACUAGCAAUGAGCUAGUAGUUGGCAUCAUAGAUUACAUUCGAACAUUUACAUGGGACAAAAAACUUGAGAUGGUUGUAAAGUCAACAGGAAUUUUAGGAGGACAAGGUAAAAUGCCAACUGUGGUCUCUCCAGAGUUGUAUAGGACUAGAUUUUGUGAAGCAAUGGACAAAUAUUUCUUGAUGGUGCCAGACCACUGGACAGGGUUGGAUCUGAAUUGCUGAAAUCACAAAUGAUUUGAAAACGACUGUGAAUGAAAGUGGAUCUGAAGAAGAAACCCAAACUAUAUAACAUUUUAUGUCUUUGACAUAUAUACCACUGAACACAAAGAUCUUUCAGUUCUGUGAUUGUCUAUACAUCAGCUUUAGACUGUCCAUGAUUGCAGGGGAGAAGCCCCAUCCAUGGAUUGUACUUUGCUUCUGAUAUUUGCUCUUAUCUGCCUGUAAAAUGGGAAAUUGUACAAAGUUAAAUACAAUGUUCUUUUCAAAUGGCUGUGAUUAGGGAUGAGUGUUUAGACAGAGUAAGAUAUUAAAUUGUCAUAUUUACUAA